GUGGGCGGAUGUUGGCGUGGCCGGUUCUGGCGUUUCUCGGUUUAUUUCUGGAGGCGGCCUGGGGGUGGGGGCAGCCGCGGUGGCAUGGGAACUAGGAGUGCUAUUGUUUUACGCUCCCGGAUCCCCUUUGCGGAGGUCGCUUAGCCCCGUGCCCUCCAGGUUUACCAGCUGCUGCGGUCCCCACCGGGGCGGGUGGUGUGAGGACAAGGCUCGACCCCGGCCUCCACGGGCUCGCAGCAGGUGGGCCGGUGCGCGGGGCGGACGGCACUGAGCGUGGCACCGCCAGCCGCCCGUGAUGGAGGCAGCGCGUUGACGUUAGGAUCCCGGAGGACUGAGAGCUGACCUGAGUGAAGCAUGCAUUGCGUUCACGGUUUCCUCCGCUAAUCUUCAUCCCCAUCCUACCGAGCGAGUGAGGGGAAACCCAGGAGCUUUCAGAAGAAGCCUUAUGCUCUCAGCCUGGUCUUACUUGGGAUUUGAAACUUAUCAGCUCCUUUCUCCAGCUGCUGUGGUUCAUGCCGCAGCCAAAGGCUUCCGAGUUGAAGAAAUCCUCCAACAAGCAGACUACCUCUACGAAAGCGGGGAGACAGAGAGACUCUACCAGUUGCUGACCCAGCACAAGGACAGUGACGAUGCCGAGUUGCUGUGGCGUCUGGCGCGGGCAUCCCGGGACCUGGCUCAGCUGAGCGGCACCUCAGCGGAGGAGAAAAAGGCCCUGGUGUACGAGGCGCUGGAGUACGCGAAGCGGGCGCUGGAGAAGAACGGAGCGAGCUUUGCGGCCCACAAGUGGUGUGCCAUCUGCAUUAGUGACGUCGGCGAUUACGAAGGCAUCAAGGCUAAAAUCGCAAAUGCCUACGUUAUCAAGGAGCAUUUUGAGAAAGCAAUUGAAUUGAACCCUAAAGAUGCGACUUCGAUUCACCUAAUGGGUAUUUGGUGCUACACGUUUGCUGAAAUGCCUUGGUAUCAGAGAAGAAUUGCCAACAUGCUGUUUGCAGCCCCUCCCAGCUCCACCUACGAGGAGGCCUUAGGCUACUUCCAAAAGGCAGAGCAAGUGGAUCCAAACUUCUACAGCAAAAACUUGCUUCUCUUAGGAAAGACAUACUUGAAGCUACAGAACAAAAAGCUCGCUGCGCUCUGGCUGCUGAAGGCCAAGGACUGUCCGGCCCGCACCGAGGAGGACAAGCAGAUACAGAGAGAAGCCGCACAGCUGCUCGCAGAGUUCAGUGGCAAGAACUGA
Myotis myotis is the source of this 1234-nucleotide messenger RNA. RefSeq names its product regulator of microtubule dynamics 1 (gene RMDN1). The record is from RefSeq and is a predicted model, not a curated record. Lineage: Eukaryota; Metazoa; Chordata; Mammalia; Chiroptera; Vespertilionidae. Gene Ontology annotation, molecular function: microtubule binding. The transcript is spliced from 10 exons. The coding region runs from base 446 to 1234 and encodes 262 amino acids. Gene Ontology annotation, cellular component: spindle microtubule; mitotic spindle pole; cytoplasm.